AUGGGCAUCGCCGAGUCCACGCCGGACGAGCUGCCGUCGGACGCGGAGGAGCAGCUGCGCAACGGCGAGCAGCAGCUGGAGCUGAGCGGGCGGCGGCUGCGGCGGCUGCCCGGCGCCGUGUGCGCGCUGAGCCGCCUGCAGAAGCUGUACGUGAGCGGCACGGGGCUGCGCGAGCUGCCCGAGGAGAUCGAAGAGCUGCGCGAGCUGCGCAUCCUGGCGCUCGACUUCAACAAGCUCGAGCGCCUGCCCGACGGCCUGUGUCGCCUGCCGCGUCUCACGCGCCUCUACCUGGGCGGCAACCGGCUGCUGGCGCUGCCCGCCGACUUCGCGCAGCUGCAGAGCCUGCGCUGCCUGUGGAUCGAGGGCAACUUCCUGCGGCGCUUCCCGCGGCCGCUGCUGCGCCUGGUGGCGCUGCAGUCGCUGCAGAUGGGCGACAACCGGCUGCGCGCGCUGCCCGCCGAGCUGCCGCGCAUGACGGGCUUGCGCGGCCUCUGGCUCUACGGCAACCGCUUCGAGGAGUUCCCGCCCGCGCUGCUGCGCAUGGGCCGCCUGCACAUCCUCGACCUCGACCGCAACCGCCUGGGAGGCUUCCCCGACCUGCACCCGCUGCGCGCGCUGCGCGUCUUCUCCUACGACCACAACCCGGUCACUGGGCCCCCGCGCGUCGCCGACACCGUCUUCCUCGUGGGCGAGGGCGCCGUCGAGCGCAUGGCCGAGCGCGACGAGCCCACGCCCAGGCCUCCUCCCCGGCGCCCGGCGCGAGCCUUUGAGGACGAGGAGGAAGAGGACCUGCUAAUAGGGAGCGCUGGCUCCCGGGCUCUGGGGCCCCCCGGAGGCAGCCUCCGUGCCCUGGAAGGCGCUCCAGGGCUGGGCACCUGA
Cynocephalus volans (Philippine flying lemur) is the source of this 879-nucleotide messenger RNA. It is a transcript of the gene LRRC10B, whose product is annotated as leucine rich repeat containing 10B. The transcript has a single exon. Gene Ontology annotation, molecular function: protein binding. NCBI's taxonomy places the organism in Eukaryota, Metazoa, Chordata, Mammalia, Dermoptera, Cynocephalidae. The record is from RefSeq and is a predicted model, not a curated record. The coding region runs from base 1 to 879 and encodes 292 amino acids.